Molecule: messenger RNA, 891 nt
Organism: Cyanidioschyzon merolae strain 10D
Lineage: Eukaryota; Rhodophyta; Bangiophyceae; Cyanidiales; Cyanidiaceae
Product: probable rRNA methyltransferase
Exons: 1
Coding region: 1-891 (296 amino acids)
Biological process (GO): wobble position uridine ribose methylation; wobble position cytosine ribose methylation
Molecular function (GO): RNA methyltransferase activity; RNA binding
Source: RefSeq, a predicted model, not a curated record
AUGAUGACGAUUCCCUGUUCGAGGAAACGUGCUCUCAAAGAACCACAAAGAAAUGCACUCGCCGCAGGGCGAACACCCCAGUAUUCCUCAUAUUGCGCGCUCUGUAUGGACACAGGAACCUGGUACCGACGCCAGGCGCUUAUGCGCGCACUCGAGUUCGUUUUUGUUACCGAGUGGUCACCAGAACUGCCCUGUUUCGCAGGCGUCAGUAGAGCAUCUCGACAGUGCAUCUCGAGAAGCAAGUGCGUACGCGCGAGCUAUGGCCCAGGCGUUGUGAGCGCGCCACUGCGUCACACGGGCACAGGCGAGCCCCUACUGAACGUUGUUUUCUACGCACCCUCUAUUCACUGGAAUACCGGGAAUACCGCCAGAACUACAGUAGGUUUUCAAGCACGGCUUCAUAUCAUUGAACCGCUGGGUUUUUCUCUGAGUGAUCGCCACCUGAAACGGGCUGGCCUUGACUAUUGGCCUUUCGUUGAUCUGCGUGUAUGGUCGAGUUGGCAGGCCUUUCGCGACGAGGGUUUGCCCCAGUUGGGUAACGUUUUUUACUUCACCAAGUUCGCACAGAGCUCGUUGCUGGACGCGGACCUUGUCUCAUCAAAGAAAGGAAGUGAGGUUCUUGCAACGAAGAUCACGCUAAUAUUUGGGAACGAGCUAGAUGGUUUCGAACGCAUUCCGCCCGAGGAUAUUCCUCGGGAGCGGACGAUUGCGAUUCCAAUGGUGUGUCCCGGUGAUGCCGGUAUCAGAUCGUACAAUCUAUCGACCAGCGCCGCCAUUGCCCUCUGGGAAGCCUACCGGCAAGUGCAGGUCGCGCUGCGAAGCGACGGUGGCCCCGCCACAGUGAACCGAUGCGCUGUUGAGUCGCCACGAGCGACUGUCAGGCCCCAGUGA